AAAACAAAACAAGUGUUAGACAAUCAAACAACUUCCACAUGUCCACAUACGUGUCCUCUGUGUCGUCUCUCGCAGCCAUGAAACAAAACCCUCUGAAGCGAAAACGCAACGAUGAGAUCACUGAAGAGAAACUCGUACUCAUGACUAUGCACAAAGGAGACGACGAGCACGAACAUACCAAACCAUCUCCACCAUCUUGGGAGAUUCUCUGCCUUGUUGGUCCUUACAUGGACCCUGAGUCUCUAGCCGUAGCCUCUUGCGUCUCCACCACGUGGUCGAAGUGCUUCUCCUCGGAAGAUCUAUGGAAGCUUCUACCAGCCACACGUGAUUCUAUAUUCUAUAAAGCCAUCACCAAGGAGGGAACUAAACCAGCCUGGUUAUCGUACAAGCGCCUAAUCUCUGAAGCUGAAUCUGCAGCAAAACGCCGCCGCAACAACCAACCCGCUGAGCCAAAGAUCUCUCUCUCCGAUCUUGUUUUCAUUGUCCACGUGUCAGCUGGAUCAAAGGAAGCAGUGGUUGUGAAACAGGGGAAGGAUCUUGUGUUUGGCUCGCACGAGCGGUUCCAAAUCGAAGCUGAUGUCAGCGACUCGGGAUUCACCGCCGAUAUGAAAGACGUGAGCAUGUCGUGGAACGUCGUGUUAAGGAAUUAUGAGAGAAUGUUUCUAAUAUCGGAUACUGUUAUAAAGUCACUAGAUUCUAAGAUUGGAUGGUUCACCGAUGAACUUCCGGCGACAAAGAAUCGCUACUGUGACGGCAGCAACCUGGUGGGUGAAGUCAAGCCAAGUUUUAAUGAAGAGGUUCUUGAUAAAGUCGUAUUCGCGAUAGCAGAUUCACGCAACUGGAAAUCUCUGUUUGUUGACGAUGUCUUGAGAUAUCUCCAAUGUAAAGUAAAAGAGCCAAGGGUAAUAUCUCCGGGAGGAUCCAAGACCGAAGAGAGGCAAAUUCACGGUGUUAUUAAUGAGAAUGACAUGACUCAAGAUAAUAGAGAUCAGCCUCGUGGUGAAGUGAACAUGGAAGCUUCUAUAUCAGCAGAAGAUGUGAUAAGAGCUGGAGGACUUGGUGCUAAGGACGACAUUGGAAGCUUCCUUCCCGUGGCGAGUGACUCCACUGACUUUGAGGAAUCACUCCGCUCGGCACGUGACUAUGAAGAAGCGCAACCGGAGGUUCAAAGACCGGGUCUUGGCUAUCCUAAAGAGUAAAUCUUGCUUUUAUAGUUCUUUUUGGGUUUUGUGAGUUCAAUUGUUGUGUUUGAUGGUGGGCUAAGGCUGGAAUAUUUCAAGGUAGAGAACUCUCUAGUUUAGUUGCUACAUUUUCAGAAAGUUUUUAAUUCUGUCAAGAUUAAUCUAAAUGUUUCAAGGUUUCCUAUCCGGGACUUGGAGAUGUUCUCUGAUUUGCUCUGUUUUCUUGUUCUGCUUUAUAGCAAAACGUUUUUUAAGGAAUUUUUAGAUUUAAGUUUUGAAAUAAAUCCUCUCAAAUUGU
This is a messenger RNA of Arabidopsis arenosa, 1479 nucleotides long. Lineage: Eukaryota; Viridiplantae; Streptophyta; Magnoliopsida; Brassicales; Brassicaceae. The record is from the annotation of a GenBank genome assembly.